AUGCUUGACACGUUCAUUAUCAUUAUCAAUGAGCCGAAGAUAGCGUUCGGCCACCCGGAGAUGUUCUGCGUUCCUAUAGGCUUCUUUGUAGUGAGCUUGCUGGUUGUUCAGGGGAACGCGGCGCCGGAGACGAUCAUCGGUGAAAAUGGCGAAGUCUACGUUGCUCCUCCUCCUCAACUGAGCCGAUCACUGCAGAAGAAGUUCCCGGGUUCUCGGAAACUCCAUCCCGCUCUCCUACCGCGGAAACAUCAGGCUGCUCUCGUGCACUCGAUUGCCGUCUCUUCACCCACCAAGGAGAACAAGGACUCUGUCGAACUCGAUAGAACCGUGGAGGAGGAACUCUUCUUGCCCGAGCAAGACCUAGCAGUACCAAAGCUGCUAAAUGUCGACGUGCGUUGUAAUCGAAACUCGCUCGACGUCAUAAUGACGUUCGAUGCGGAAUUCCACGGUGUUGUCUACUCGAAAGGUCACUAUUCGGAUCCCAACUGUCGAUAUCUCCGAACUAAUCCAGAGACCGGACCCAACCAACUAAAGUUCACGGUCUUCGCCGAUAAAUGCGGCACUCGACUGGUCGAUGGCGGCAAAAACGGAGAGGCUUUCGUUGAGAAUACCGUCGUUGUCCAGAACACGGCUGGAAUCCAAGCCGCUUCGGACACCGCACGAGCUCUCCGAUGUCGCUUCGAACGGGACAACAUAGCGCGGACCGUCUCCUCAUCACUAUCGGUCGAUGUCCUUGACGUGAUUUCUGUCACGUAUUCGGGGGACUCCAUCGACUCGUACAUGGACGUUCAGCUCGGCAAGGGCCCGUUCCACGCAAACCCGGUGAACGGUCCGGUGAAAAUCGGCGAAACGUUAACAAUGGUCGUCUACAUUCACGGGGACGACUACGACGUACACGUUGCCGAUUGCAUAGCUCACGAUGGCGAUGUGAACAACGCGAUCCAGCUCAGUAACCACCAUGGAUGCGUGAGCAAACCGAAAGUCAUGGGUCCCUGGCAGAGAACCCGGGAGACGCUGACCACAGGAGCUUCGGCGAUCGCUUGGGCCUACAUGGAAGCCUUCAAGUUCCCCGAUAAACUCGAAGUAUUCUUGGAGUGCAACAUCGAGAUUUGUAAGUUCCAGUGCCAUGACGACCCGAAUCGAUGUCUCGUCGGUCGGAAAAAAUCAGCGGCGAGCAGAAAGCGGAGAAGCGCCAACGAUCCAUCAUCCGGAAUUCCAUCGAACUCGACGGCGACGCUCCGUAGACUGAAAGCUCGCGUACGCAAACAGAAAGAGAUAGUUCAGCCCGUUGAAGCGGAACCGCCCGAGGACCCUGAGCCCGAUACCGAGGAGGGAGAAGAAUUGGCCGAAAGUGCUCAUCUGAUGCGGGGAAUCCGAGUCGUCGCACCCGAAGACAGCAUCGAAACCUCGACGGGGCCGGUGCGCAGUUCCACUUUCGUUGCAGUGCCAUCAGCGGACAGGCCGAGCGUGAUCCUCGCACCUCAUCCCCAGCCGAACCAGCUGUGCGUUUCGACGUCAGGCUUCCUGUUCUGUGCGUCGCUAGGAGUUCUACUCCUGGUCACUUUGUUGCUCACGAUCGUUGGUCUGUAUCUCCGGAUGCGACAGCUGGAUCCUGAAGUUCAAUUGAUGACAGAAGCCGCGAUGGCCGGGACAAUGCAGCGGCGUCAUGUCAUAGCUUCGAUAUCUGCUCGAGCCGGACAGGGAGCACCUCGCAGAAAAGGAGACUUCUGA
Galendromus occidentalis (western predatory mite) is the source of this 1731-nucleotide messenger RNA. RefSeq lists its product as uncharacterized. Bases 1 to 1731 code for a protein of 576 amino acids. The transcript is spliced from 6 exons. The record is from RefSeq and is a predicted model, not a curated record. NCBI's taxonomy places the organism in Eukaryota, Metazoa, Arthropoda, Arachnida, Mesostigmata, Phytoseiidae.